Catharus ustulatus (Swainson's thrush) is the source of this 4155-nucleotide messenger RNA. RefSeq names its product F-box DNA helicase 1 (gene FBH1). Gene Ontology annotation, biological process: double-strand break repair via homologous recombination; replication fork processing. The record is from RefSeq and is a predicted model, not a curated record. Bases 297 to 3443 code for a protein of 1048 amino acids. Gene Ontology annotation, molecular function: protein binding; DNA binding; hydrolase activity. Gene Ontology annotation, cellular component: nucleus. The transcript is spliced from 21 exons. NCBI's taxonomy places the organism in Eukaryota, Metazoa, Chordata, Aves, Passeriformes, Turdidae.
UGAAAGAGUUAAAAAUGGAAUUCCUUGGGAAUAAUUUGGGGAAUUUUCUGGGAAUUCCAUCCCAGCUCCUCCCAGGCAGCAAUUCCUUCCCCAUAUCCAAAAUAAUCUGCACAUCACCCCAAAAAACUCCUUGCUGAAACACUGAAAAUCCAAAAUCUCCAAAAAUCUGGGUGGAAAACACAAUUUUGUGCACGUGGAUUCACUGCCAUUUCUCCUUAUUUCUUGGAUUUAGAAGUUUUUUAUUUUCUAUCUCAUUUUUCCAGAUGAAAACUGAAUUUUUUUUUUAAUUUCCCAGGAUGAGAGGCUCCAAGAGGAGGCACCUGACAGCCCCAGAGUGCCAAGCCCUGGCUCAGAGCCCCGAGGGUUUGUCCCCCCUGAGGCAGCCCCUGAGCCUGGCCCGAGGCAGAGGAGGGAGGAAGCAGAGCCUUCAUCCCCCCCAGAGCCAUCCCAGAGGCCAGCAGAGGAACAUCCUGGAUUUCUUCAGGAUCUCCAAACCCCGCCAGCUGGAACCUGCAGGGAUGCAGAACACCAAGGAGGAACCUCAGGAUCUCAUUUUCCCUGCAUCUCCCCCUUCCUUCAGCAGCAAUUCCUCACUUUUCCUGAACUCCCAACACUCUGUUCCAUCUCCCAAGAAAAGAACUCUCCCAGCUCCAAGCUCAGAGCAGGAUCUGGGGGAAGGAAAUGAGGAGAAAAUCCCCAAAAUCAGUGGGAUCAAACAGGAAUGGGAAGAGCUGGAAGUGGAGCAGGAUGUGGGGGAGAGAACUGAGCAGAAAAUUCCCAAAAUUAAAGGGAUCAAACAGGAAUGGGAAGAGCUGGAGGUGGAGCAGGAUGUGGGGGAGAGAAAUGAGGAGAAAAUCCCCAAAAUUAAAGGGAUCAAACAGGAAUGGGAAGAGCUGGAGGUGGAGCAGGAUGUGGGGAAGGGAAAUGAGCAGAAAAUCCCCAAAAUUAAAGGGAUCAAACAGGAAUGGGAAGAGCUGGAGGUGGAGCCUCUCCCAGAUUCCCACUUUGGGCUCCUGGGCACAAGGAACUGGGAGGUUCCUCAGGGAUCCAUAAAUGAUCUUCCUGCUGAAAUCCUCAGGAAUAUUUUUGCCUUCCUGCCAGUUCUGGAUCUGUAUCAGAACCUGAGCUUGGUGUGUCACUCCUGGAGGGAAAUAAUUCGGGAUCCACAGUUCAUUCCUUGGAAAAAACUCUACCACAGCUACCUGAGGGGAGAGGAGGGGGCCCUGCAGAGGGUGCAGCAGCUCCUGCAGCAGUUCUGCAUCAGCAGGGAGCAGCAGGAGUGUGUGCUGGGGCUGGUCAGGUUGGUGGCAUCCAUGGGACCCAAGGUGGAUCCCAGUGGGGUUCUCCAGAUUUUGGGAACUCAUCCCCUCUUCCCAAAGGCUCAACUCUGUGUCCUCAACAAAUUCCCAGAUUUACAGAGGGCUGAGCAGCUGUGGGCAGUGGUGGCAGUGCUGGUGCUGUUCUCUGGCACUGUGGGUGACAUCCAGAGGGUGCUGGGCUGUUUUGGGAGCCCCCAGUGCAGGCUGGGGGUGCUGGAGGUGACCGAGGUGCUGCACUGCCUGGCCACGCUGCUGCGCGCCGCGAGGGACAGGGGCGUCCUCAUCUCCAACAGGAUUCACUACAAUAUUCUUUACUGUUUAUCCCUGAUGGAAAAUUCCAGAAUUGUGCCUGUGGAAGAAGGAAGAGUGAAUUUGAGUUGCAGUGGAGGAGCUGAUAUCAAACUGACCCAUGAGCAGCAGAGGAUUCUGAAUCACAGAAUUGAGCCUGGCCAGACAGUGAAAAUUAUGGCAUUUGCAGGCACAGGGAAAACCUCGACCCUGGUGAAAUACACGGAGAAAUUCCAGGAGCUGCAGUUCCUGUACCUGGCCUUUAACAAAGCUGUGGCUGAGAAAGGGAAAAGGGUUUUCCCAAGGAAUGUCACCUGCAAAACCUUCCACUCCUUGGCCUUUGGCAGCGUUGGCAGACUGUACAAAGCCAAAGGCAAGCUGAACUUCUCCAAGCUGUCAGUGUACUCCAUCAGCCUCCUGCUGCAGCACAGGGAGGGGCAGUCCCUGUAUGUGAGAGCCAAAAUGGUCUCCAGGACCCUGGAAAACUUCUUUGCCUCCUCUGACCGCGACAUCUGCGAGGAGCACGCGCCCCUGUGGUACAAAAACACCCAGGGGCAGCUGCAGCUGAUGGACAGGGAGGACAAGAGGAUCAGUGUGGAGGAGGCCAAGCAGAUCUGGCACCACAUGCAGCAGCUGGAUGGGGACACAGCCAGGAGAUACAAGAUGACUUGUGAUGGGUAUCUGAAGCUGUGGCAGCUCAGCAAGCCCCAGCUCUCAGGGUUUGAUGCCAUCCUGGUGGAUGAAGCUCAGGACUGCACCCCAGCCAUCGUGGACAUCGUGCAAUCCCAGAGCUGCGGGAAGCUGCUGGUGGGAGACCCUCACCAACAGAUUUACAGCUUCAGGGGGGCUGUGAACACCCUGCACGUGCUGCCCCACAGCCACCUCUUCUACCUCAGCCAGAGUUUUCGCUUCGGGCCCGAAAUCGCCUACGUGGGAUCCACAAUCCUGGAAGUGUGCAAAGGGAUCCGCGGAAAAACCCUGCUGGGAGGGAGCCAUGGGGGGGACGUGCGGGGAGCCCGGCAGGGACAGGUGGCUCUGCUGUCCCGGAGCAACUUCAACGUGUUUGAGGACGCCGUGGAAUUCUCUGGGAGAGCACCCCCAGUCAAAAUCCACAUAAUUGGGGGACUGGAGAAAUUUGGCCUGAGCAGAAUUUAUGACAUUUGGAAGCUGAGCCAACCUGCAGAGGUCAGGAAGAAUUCCCAGCUGCAGAUUGAGGAUCCCUUCCUGAGGAGGUGGGAGCAGGGCCAGGGGUUCCUGGGGCUGAAGGAGUUCGCGCUGCGCACGGACGACGCCAACCUGCAGGGCAAGAUCUGCAUCGUGGAGAAACACGGGGACAGGAUCCCAGAGCUGCUGCAGCGCAUCCAGGAGAGCCACGUGGGCCAGCAGGGCCAGGCAGAUUUCCUGAUGGGCACCGUGCACCAAGCCAAGGGCCUGGAGUUCGACACCGUUUGUGUCGCCGAUGAUUUCGCGCAGAUCCCGUCUGUCACUGGGGCCUUCCUGAGGAGCAUCAGCCUGAGCCUGGGCAGGACCCCUGAGGAUGAGUGGAACCUUCUCUACGUGGCUGUGACCAGAGCCAAGAGGUGCCUGCUGCUGUCCCAGUCCCUGGAAAACCUGCUGAGCCUGGCUGGGGAGCGUUUCCUGAGGGUGGAGCUGCCCAGAGAGGCUGGGAAGGACAAGGAUGGAGCUGCUGUCACUUGUUGUAUGUCAGGAUGUACAAAAUCCCUGGAAUUCAGCACUGGGCUGCUGGUGAAGAAGCUGCCAUUGACUCAUCUUACCAAUGGAAGAGGCCACGGACUGGAUGGAAACUGGAAAAGAGGAGAAAAAAGAAAAUUUUGAGCUGCAAAGCUCCAAACCCCAUCCCAACCCCGUUCCUCACCCCUCUGGGUUGUGCUCUCCGCGCUCGGUGCCAGCGUUUCCCAGGGAAGAGCUGGAUCUCCUUUGGGAAAACACAGCAGGAGACACCAUCAGCUGGGAAAUGAACUCUCCAGUAGGUUUGGUAAGUGAGAGAGACAAAAUGAUUUCAUCCAACAUUGAAAUCUGGGGUAAAUCCCACAAAUUCUGGAUGUUCAUUGUCAAAUUUUAACAAUUUUCACAUUUUAGCCAAUAAGGAAUUGGCUUUGAGUUAUUAAUUACCAUUCUAUUGACUGACAGUUUGUCCCUUUUGAAUUAUCCUAAUUAAUCUGUGUUUUAAUUCUGUUUUCCCAGUUUGUGGGAUUUAUUGGGACCUGUGAUUUAUGUGAUUUUUGUGAUUGAUGAAUUCCACGUUCCUGCUGUUCCAUCCUCAAUAAAUUCCUCUCCCAAAAAUUUAUCUCCUCCCCCAGCUCUGAAGGAUCUGAACCCUUAAACUUUUCUUUUCCCAACCCAUGGACAUCCCUCAUGAUCCAUCAGGAAUUCCAUGGAUUCAAUUCUGUGCUUUUCCCCCAUUUCUGAUUCUUUUGGAACAAACAGAAAUUUUUUGGAUGAUUUUUUUUCUCGCGCGUUUUUUCCCCCGUUCUCCAUUUCAGGAAUUGUCGCAAAUCCCAAAUUCCCCGAGGUUCUCACGGAUGCA